GGUCGCUACCUCAAGUCCUGGCCAGCGCGGAGCAGCUCACUCGCGGGCUGGGCAGCUCUCGCUGAGGAGAAGCUGGAGCGAUGCUGGGCGGCUGUCGACGGAUCAGGGCGUUCCUGGGAAGCCUGCGUGGCGGUCUCCGGGCCCCCACCAGCCGCCGGAGCUUGAUUUCUUGCAUCGACCCUUCUGUGGGGCUAAAUGAAGAACAGAAAGAAUUUCAGAAAGUGGCCUUUGAGUUUGCUGCCCGGGAAAUGGCUCCAAACAUGGCAGAGUGGGACCAGAAGGAGUUGUUUCCAGUGGAUAUGAUGCGGAAGGCAGCACAGCUGGGCUUUGGGGGAGUCUAUGUGCGGACAAAUGUUGGGGGAUCUGGUCUGUCACGGCUUGAUGCCUCUGUCAUCUUCGAAGCCUUGGCAACAGGAUGCACCAGCACCACGGCCUAUAUCAGCAUCCACAACAUGUGUGUCUGGAUGAUUGAUAGCUUUGGAAAUGAGGAACAGAGGCACAGAUUUUGUCCACCGCUCUGUACCAUGGACAAGUUCGCUUCCUACUGCCUCACUGAGCCAGAAAGUGGGAGUGAUGCUGCAUCCCUUUUGACGUCGGCUAAACGACAAGGAGAUCAUUACAUCCUCAAUGGCUCCAAGGCAUUCAUCAGUGGUGCUGGUGAAUCAGAUAUCUACGUGGUCAUGUGUCGAACAGGAGGACCAGGCCCCAAGGGCAUCUCCUGCGUAGUCGUUGAGAAGGGGACCCCUGGCCUGAGCUUUGGCAAGAAGGAGAAAAAGGUGGGGUGGAACUCCCAGCCAACCCGAGCUGUGAUCUUCGAAGACUGUGCUGUCCCCGUGGCCAAUAGAAUUGGGAGCGAGGGGCAGGGCUUCCUCAUUGCCAUGAAAGGACUGAAUGGAGGGAGGAUCAACGUUGCUUCCUGCUCCCUGGGAGCAGCGCAUGCUUCGGUUGUGCUUGCCCGAGACCAUCUCAAUGUCCGGAAACAGUUUGGAACCUUUCUGGCUAAUAACCAGUACUUACAGUUCCAGCUGGCUGACAUGGCGACGAGGCUGGUGGCCUCGCGGCUGAUGAUUCGCAACGCGGCAGUGGCUCUGCAGGAGGAGCGGGAAGAUGCUGUGGCCCUGUGCUCCAUGGCCAAGCUCUUUGCUACAGAUGAGUGCUUUGCAAUCUGCAACCGGGCCUUACAGAUGCACGGAGGCUACGGCUACCUGAAGGAUUAUGCCGUCCAGCAGUAUGUACGAGACUCCAGGGUCCACCAAAUUCUAGAAGGCAGCAACGAAGUGAUGAGGAUCCUGAUCUCCCGCAGCCUGCUGCAGGAGUAGCACUCCGUGCGGGACAGUGAGCAUGUGCUUUUCUGGGCAGCUGCAGUCAGCACUGAACAGUACCUGCUGGGCUCCAUGCUGCUCCCUGCUGGGCAGAUCGUGGGCUGGACGGAAGGAAUGAGCUCUUCCAAAGGGAAUCUGCACUGCCUACUCAGACCAGUGUUGACUCGGACAACAGCAGAGUCCUCAGUGGCAAUGGAAAGAUGACCCGGAUGAAAAAAGGCACUUACUUUGAUGCCCUCGUGCUGGAAAGGCAGCCAGCGAAGUUUCCUUGUCCAACCAGAAUCCUUUCUUGGAUCUCCAUUGUCUUGCUUCGUCUGCAUCCUGCUGGUUCUUUUCGUGUUUGUAGAGCCAAACAUAUGGGAGGGGAAAUGGAGAGAAAAUGCCUGUGUUGCUUUUUUGCUUCUUGUAGCACAGCUACAGAGACGGAAGGCUUCUGCGGCUCGCUCCUCUGCAUACAGGUCAUGAUGUGAACGGCUGGGAGACUGCUCCAAGCCUGGCAUGUACAGUGAGUCUCCACUUUGACCUAAUAUCAAGGGCUGAGAUUCUUGGGAAUUUUGAAUACUUUUUGCACUUUGAGAAGCCUGUGGUCUAGGAGUGGAAUUCCAUAACUCUUUCUCCUAAAAGGAGUAUCUUCUGAGCUUUGGAGUUGCUCUUUAUUAAUGUUUUUAAUCACCAUCUUGUUAUAAAAUCUCCCCCUUUCUAAACUAUGUCUCUGGUCUUAUGAAAGUUUGUUUUUCUCUAUGCUUCUGCUUAGGCAUUUAUAAUUUGACUAUUAAGCAUAUAACUAGAUUUUGGAGUCAUCAGAAAUCUUCCCUUGACCAAUCACAUCCCUUAUAUUAUGAGUGGAUUUGGAAAUAAAACAUUAUGAUGCAUGAAAAA
This is a messenger RNA of Ochotona curzoniae (black-lipped pika), 2201 nucleotides long. It is a transcript of the gene ACAD8, whose product is annotated as acyl-CoA dehydrogenase family member 8. The transcript is spliced from 11 exons. Bases 81 to 1319 code for a protein of 412 amino acids. The record is from RefSeq and is a predicted model, not a curated record. Lineage: Eukaryota; Metazoa; Chordata; Mammalia; Lagomorpha; Ochotonidae. Gene Ontology annotation, molecular function: acyl-CoA dehydrogenase activity; flavin adenine dinucleotide binding. Gene Ontology annotation, biological process: lipid metabolic process.